Suhomyces tanzawaensis NRRL Y-17324 is the source of this 2916-nucleotide messenger RNA. Its product is annotated as ubiquitin-ubiquitin ligase. Gene Ontology annotation, biological process: protein polyubiquitination. NCBI's taxonomy places the organism in Eukaryota, Fungi, Ascomycota, Pichiomycetes, Serinales, Debaryomycetaceae. Gene Ontology annotation, molecular function: ubiquitin-ubiquitin ligase activity. The transcript has a single exon. Gene Ontology annotation, cellular component: cytoplasm; ubiquitin ligase complex; nucleus. Bases 1 to 2916 code for a protein of 971 amino acids. The record is from RefSeq and is a predicted model, not a curated record.
AUGCCUCCCGAAGAGGAGCUCUCGGCAUGGCUCAUAUCCGAGAUAGAGCACAUCUUCAAGGCCAGCAUCAAGCCAGGAGCGCUGCUCCACUUGGUAUCGUUGGCAGAGGAGAUCAAUGCUGGCACCCUCUUAUCAGAAGACCACUUGGAGGCAGUGUUCAUGGAAAUCUUGACGGACUUGGGCAUUCCCAGCAACUAUACCACCACCAUGGACUACUUGCACGCGGUGUACCACCGCACGUUUGCCGCCAAGCGGUCGCUUCCCGUCAAGACCUCGUUGUACCUGGAAAAGGUGGCGCUUUUCAACAAGAUCGUCAAGUUGGCAACGUCGUAUGGGUUUAUCUGCUUCCAGAUCCCCGAGAUGUUCAUCAACAACAACGUCAACGACGCCGUGGGCGUGUUUGUCCGCAGGUACUCCGAAACCUCGUCGUUCUUGACCGACAUCAUCAACACCAGCGUGGACCAGGAGGGCUUGCUCGAGUUGUUGAAUGUAUUUUUGCCUGCCUUGAGUGCCUUGACUGCCACAGUUAACUUGGACGACCGUCUCUACGUCAAUUACCUCUCUCUUUACGAGGUUUUUGUGAACUCCAAGCCAGUUGCAGCCAUCUUUUCCCAAGUGGACGGUUUCCAGCCCCCAGACAAAGCAAACCCCCUCGACUACGAGCACAAGACCCUCUUGGGACCUUUGUUGAGAUUAUCUCCUUUGGUCGAAGAGGCAAGCACCUACUACUUUACCAACGUCACAUCUCUCUCCCAACCCCAGAUAUCGAGCAUUUACGACUCUAUCCAGAACGAGUACAAAUACGUCUGUGAUCGUCUCUUUUACAUCAUUGAUAAGUUGAUCCGUGGCUCACCCGAAACAAGAAAUGCCUUAUUGAACUGGUUUGCCACUUUGAUCAACUUGAGUCAUCUCAGACGAGGCAGUCAUGCCGAUUUGAAGAAGAUAGCUGGUGACGGUAUAAUGUACAACAUUUCUAUCAUCUUGAUAAGGUUGAGUUCUCCUUUCUUGGAUUACCCAACCUACACUAAGGUGGAUAAGAUUGACGUUGAUUACUUCUCCAAAUCUUCGUUGAUAGACAUUAGUGAAGAAUCCAGAGUCAAUUCUUCAAUUCAAGAAGCAAACGAGAAUAAAAAACUUGAACAGGAACCAAAUUUUAUUUCCCACUGCUUCUUCUUGACAUUAUCUUACUUGCAUUAUGGUGUAGGUGGUAUUUACAUUCACUAUGAUAGGAUCAAGAACCAAAUCAAACAAUACACCGAAAGAAUCGAAAUGAUCACACACAACAGAUUGCCACCUGGCAGUAACCCAAUGAUGUUACAGAUCUUGAGGAAUCAAAUGCCUACCUUGGCUAAGCAAUUAAAUUCCCUUCAUGCCGUGAAAAACUCUAUCCAGGCCAUUUUCAGCAACAGACCCAUUCAAGAAGAGAUCUUUGAUUUUAUUGUGGGUGCAACCACAUUCAUGAUUAAGUUGGUUGAUCCUGAGCACUUAGCUCCAAAACAGAAAUUAAAGAUUCCAAUUUUCCAAAUCAGCACAGUCUCACAAUUGGAUGAUCAAGAUUUCUUGAAGACUAAAACCCCAAGACCUUGGAAGUAUUAUCCUGAAUUUAUUCUCGAAGGAAUUAUCAACUACUGCAAGUUUUCAACCAACUUCAGAGGAUGUCCUUUGGUAUACAACACAGAGAAGCUAACUCUCUUUGUUGAAUUUGCGAUAGUGUUACUAAGGUGCCCGGAAUUGAUUGGUAACCCACACAUGAAGGCUGAUUUGGUGGAGGUAUUGUUUAUUGGAUCCUUACCAUUACCAAAUGGAGAUCCAGGAUUUAUUGCUUCUAUUUUUAAUUCCAACAAGUUGGUCAUGGAUAAUAUUUUGUACUCUUUGUUGGAUUUCUAUGUCAUGGUUGAAAGAACCGGUGCUUCUUCUCAAUUCUACGACAAGUUCAACAGCAGAUACUAUAUUUCAAUAAUCAUUGAAGAGUUGUGGAAGAGUCAAAUCUUCCGUCACCAAUUAACAGAUUACUCUGAAAACAAUGUGGAUUUCUUUGUCAGAUUCAUCGCUAGAAUGUUGAAUGAUACUACCUACUUAUUAGAUGAAACCUUCAAUGAAUUGAAUGCAAUCCACAAGUAUCAACAAGAAAUUAAAAGAAGAGCUAUCGGAGAGGAUCUGAACGAAGAACUCGGAUCAGAUGAGGAGCUAGCAGGAAACUUGGAAUCUGCUGAAAGGAAGGCAAAAUCUUAUAUGGGUUUGAGUAAUAAGACUAUGGAGCUCUUCAAACUUUUCACCAAAGAAGUUCCAAAGGGUUUUAUCUUGCCUGAAAUUGUGGAUAGAUUGGCAGGUAUGUUGGACUACAACUUAUCCGUCAUGGUUGGGCCAAAGUGUGUGAAUUUGAAGGUCGAGGCCCCAGAGAAGUAUGACUUUAACCCAAGAAGAACAUUGACUGACUUGUGUGAAAUUUAUUCUAAUUUGGGUUCUCAAGAGAAGUUUGUAAUCGCGGUAUCAAGGGAUGGUAGAUCAUUUGAUCUUAGUUAUUUCCAAAAAGCAGAGAGGAUUUUGACUACCAAGACGUUCACCAACCCUGCUAUCAUUAGGUCAUUGAUUGAAUUUGCCAAGAAAGCGGAUUUGCAACGUCAAACGGAUGAAGACGAAGAACUAGAAUUGGGAGAAAUUCCCGAUGAGUUCUUGGACCCCUUGAUGUACACUUUGAUGGAAGACCCUGUGAUUUUACCAAGUUCAAAGAUCAGUAUUGAUAGGUCUACCAUUAAGGCUCAUUUAUUGAGUGAUUCCACCGAUCCAUUCAACAGAGUACCACUCAAAUUAGAAGAUGUGGUAGAAGACUUGGAACUCAAACACAAGAUCGAAAGCUUCAAAAGGGAAAAAAAGGCACAGAAGUUACAAGCCCAAGACGUAGAAAUGACGGAUUAG